Messenger RNA from Periophthalmus magnuspinnatus, 3511 nucleotides. RefSeq names its product calcium homeostasis modulator protein 5-like. Bases 55 to 987 code for a protein of 310 amino acids. Gene Ontology annotation, molecular function: monoatomic cation channel activity. The transcript has 2 exons. The record is from RefSeq and is a predicted model, not a curated record. NCBI's taxonomy places the organism in Eukaryota, Metazoa, Chordata, Actinopteri, Gobiiformes, Gobiidae.
UCUUCUUCUCUUCUUCUUUCGUUUUAGUGUUUGGAGAGAAUACCAACAAACAUCAUGGAUAACUUCCAAACCGUGCUGCGUUUUUUCAUGAACCAAAAGGCCACGAUUGGAUACAGCUUCAUGGCUCUUCUGACGAUCGGAGGAGAGCGAGUCUUUUCUAUGGUUUCAUUCCAGUGCCCCUGUAACCAUGACCAAAACUUCGCCUAUGGAAUGACGUUUUUGCUCGGUCCUGCAGUGGUUUUGUUUGUUCUGGGUCUUUUUAUGAGCACACGUAUGUGGAGACUCUACACUGGAUGCUGCUUAAAUCCGAUGAAACUUUGCCCUCGUGGGAAUUGCUUCCCCUGCCUCCGUGUUUUCCUGAGUAUCUUCUCGGGGGCGUGCGUUGCUCCGAUCAUGUGGCUGUCGGUGGCGCUGCUGAAUGGGACUUUUUACGAGUGCGCUGUGAGUGGCCUGGAUGAAACCGUUGUGGUCAAUCUGUUUUGUGUGAAUAAGACGUUGAAAUGCCGAGAGGAACUGGCCCAUGUCCCCUGUGACCGCUCCAAACUGACACCCAACGAGAGGAUGGAGCUGCUUCUCAUGUUCAGGUCGCAGUCACAGAUCUUGGGCUGGUGCAUCAUCAUCGUGGCGGCGGUGGUGGGUCUGUGCGGGACCUGCUACACAAACUGUCGCUCCAAAGUGAGUUACCUGCAGCUGACCUUCUGGAAACGCUACGUGGAGAAGGAGAAGGAGCGCUUCGACUCGUUCGCCGUCGACUACGCCACUAAACUCGCCGAGAGAAAUCUGGAGAGCUUUUUCGAAAACAAGGACCCAGCGCCGUUCCCUUUCCCCAACCACCGCGCCUGGGAAGAGAUCUCCGAGCUCUACACAUUCACCCGGAGCGAGCAGUGUUAUAGCACCCUCCAGCGGUACGUGGAGAGAACUGACCGCGACUACAGCCCCGAGAAGACGCCCGUGAUGGACGCGGAGUAUGGAUUGGAAAUGAGCUAAACAAGCCCUGGUUUAGAACUGGUUUAGACCUGAUUUAGACCUGGUUUAGACCUGGUUUAGUCCUGGUUUAGACCUGGUUUAGACCUGAUUUAGACCUGGUUUAGACCUGAUUUAGACCUGAUUUAGACCUGGUUUAGACCUGGUUUAGACCUGAUUUAGACCUGGUUUAGACCUGAUUUAGACCUGGUUUAGACCUGAUUUAGACCUGGUUUAGACCUGGUUUAGACCUGAUUUAGACCUGGUUUAGACCUGGUUUAGACCUGGUUUAGACCUGAUUUAGACCUGGUUUAGACCUGGUUUAGACCUGGUUUAGACCUGAUUUAGACCUGGUUUAGACCUGAUUUAGACCUGGUUUAGACCUGGUUUAGACCUGAUUUAGACCUGGUUUAGACCUGGUUUAGACCUGGUUUAGACCUGAUUUAGACCUGAUUUAGACCUGAUUUAGACCUGAUUUAGACCUGGUUUAGUUCUGGUUUAGUUCUGGUUUGGUUCUGGUUUAGUCUUGGUUUAAAUCUGGUUUAAACCUGGUUUAGACCAUGUCUUAGAACUGGUUUGGACCUGGUUUGGUCCUGGUUUGGUCCUGGUUUAGUCCUGGUUUAGACCUGGUUUAGUUCUGGUUUGAUUCUGGUUUUUUAGUCUUGGUUUAAAUCUGGUUUAAACCUGGUUUAGACCAUGUCUUAGAACUGCUUUAGACCUGGUUUACACCUGGUUUAGACCUGAUUUAGACCUGGUUUAGUCCUGGUUUGAUUCUGGUUUAGUCUUGGUUUAAAUCUGGUUUAAAUCUGGUUUAGACCAUGUCUUAGACCUAGAUUAGACCUGGUUUAGACCUGGUUUAGACCUGGUUUAGACCUGGUUUAGAUGUGGAUUAGUGAUAGUUUAGUUCUGGUUUGGUCUUACUACAUCCCCAAGAAGCGACCCAUGGUGAACAUGGAUCAUGGCAUUAAGAAGUCCUGGUUUAGUCUUUUUUUACCAUCAAAAAGAGGAUGACGUGAUGAACAUGGAUCAACAUGAGCUCGAGGUUACUAAACCAGGACUAAACCAGGACUAAAACAGGGCUGCCAUGGUCUAAACCAGGUCUAAACCAGAUCUAAUGUGGGACUAUCUCUGGACGUCUCUCCUCUGAUAUUUGCCCUUUGACCUCUGAGUUCUAAAUGAGUCUUUUUUUACAGUUGCACUUUUUACGACAAGAUUUAUGUGGAUUUUAUUUCACCUUUUAGUUCACAAUUAUUAAAGCUGCUCUAUGUAACUGUCACCUUUUUGUCUCUAUGGAGAUAUUAUUGGAGCCAAGCAGGAGACGCCAGUCAGCCAAGUUACAAAUCAGAUCUGUGGAGAGGCAAGCCAGUAAUAAUGCAUGUUUUUCAAGUUAUGUAUUUGUGCAAUAAAAACACAAUAGAUACGUUUACCUGUGGAACAUUUCAGGUAAAGCAAUAACAUCUCCGUGGAGACAAGUAAACACUAGAAAAGGGACAUAGUGCAGCUUUAAAGUCCUUCAAACAAAGUUUGUAUUAAUGUCUAGGCUACUGUGAUUUUAACUGCUCUGGAUUAUUUGAUGAGACCAAAGAUACUAACAUUGAGCACAAGGGGGCAGUACAAGCACAAAGAAACAUGAUUUUCAUCAACACUAAAGGGGAAACUAAGACUAAAUGAGGAAGCUAACACCACAUGAGGAAACUAACACCUAAAGAGUUAACUAAAACUUUAAGAGGAAAAUAAUAUUAAAUGAGGAAACUAACACUUAAUGAUGAAAAUAACAUGAAAUGAGGAAACUAACACUUAAUGAGGAAAAUAACACUAAACGAGGAAAUUACCACUAAAUGAGGAAACUAACACUUAAUGAGGAAACUAAUACUUAAAAAGGGAACUAACCCAUGACCAUGGUCCUAUGGUCAUGAGCUCUGGGUAAUGACCGAAAGGACAAGGUCGCGGAUACAAGCGGCUGAAAUGGGUUUCCUCCGCAGAGUGGCCGGGCGCACCCUUAGGGAUAGGGUGAGGAGCUCGGUCACACGGGAGGAGCUCGGAUUAGAGCUGCUGCUCCUACACCUUGAGAGGAACCAGCUGAGGUGGCUCGGGCAUCUGCUCAGGAUGCCUCCUGGACGCCUCCCUAGGGAGGUGUUCUGGGCAUGUCCCACCGGGAGGAGGCCCCGGGGAAGACCCAGGACACGCUGGAGGGACUAUGUCUCUCGGCUGGCCUGGGAACGCCUUGGGGUCCCACCGGAGGAGCUGGAGGAUGUGUCCGGGGUGAGGGAAGUCUGGGAGUCCCUGCUUAGACUGCUGCCCCCGUGACCCGGCCCCGGAUAAGCGGAUGGAUGGAUGGGAACUAACCCUUAAAAACACCUACACACUAAAGAGGAGGUAUUCUGGACUUUUUUUUUUUUUUUUUUGCCAUGUUCUAACGCUGUUCCCUUAUGAAAACAUCAAGAGGUUUUAGAUGUUUUUUUAAUACUUUAUUUAUAUGAUAGACACAGAGAGUAUGUUUACAUAUUUGAACAUUUUUAUGCAGAAAAAAAUAAAAUACUUUACCGCU